Mirounga angustirostris (Northern elephant seal) is the source of this 872-nucleotide messenger RNA. RefSeq names its product RNA polymerase II subunit G (gene POLR2G). Bases 145 to 663 code for a protein of 172 amino acids. Gene Ontology annotation, biological process: DNA-templated transcription; positive regulation of translational initiation; transcription initiation at RNA polymerase II promoter. Lineage: Eukaryota; Metazoa; Chordata; Mammalia; Carnivora; Phocidae. Gene Ontology annotation, molecular function: single-stranded DNA binding; single-stranded RNA binding; translation initiation factor binding. The transcript is spliced from 8 exons. The record is from RefSeq and is a predicted model, not a curated record. Gene Ontology annotation, cellular component: RNA polymerase II, core complex; P-body.
UACGGAGGGCGCAGAGUCCCGCCCACUUCGCUGGGGCAGGCCCGGAAGCAGGGUUGGGGAGGCUGUGCGUGUUUCCGGUUUGGGCGGAGGCCCGGCUGCCGAGGCUUGUGUGGAUUCCGGUGCUGUCGCGUCCCUGCUGGGAAGAUGUUCUAUCACAUCUCCCUGGAGCACGAGAUCCUGCUGCACCCGCGCUACUUCGGCCCCAACCUGCUCAACACGGUAAAGCAGAAGCUCUUCACCGAGGUGGAGGGGACCUGCACCGGCAAGUAUGGCUUUGUAAUUGCUGUCACCACCAUUGACAAUAUUGGUGCUGGUGUGAUCCAGCCAGGCCGAGGCUUUGUCCUUUAUCCGGUUAAGUACAAGGCCAUUGUUUUCCGGCCCUUUAAAGGGGAGGUCGUGGAUGCUGUCGUCACUCAAGUCAACAAGGUUGGGCUCUUCACAGAAAUUGGACCUAUGUCCUGCUUCAUCUCUCGACAUUCCAUCCCAUCAGAGAUGGAGUUUGACCCCAACUCCAACCCACCGUGCUACAAGACAAUGGACGAGGACAUUGUGAUUCAGCAGGACGAUGAGAUCCGCUUGAAGAUUGUGGGGACUCGUGUGGACAAGAAUGACAUUUUUGCUAUUGGCUCUCUGAUGGACGAUUACUUGGGGCUUGUGAGCUGAGUGCCAGGGCCCCCUGCUCUGUUUGGUCCUUAUCUAGGAGAUGUGAUGGUCACGCUCCUCAUGUUGUCCAGAGGCCCAGUCUGGCUGCUGUAGGGAGGCAAAGAAGGUUCCUUGUCCCCAGAAGAACAUCUGAUUCUUUGUGCUGCUUAGCAGCCACCCCCCCCAGAUUUUUGACUGUGCAUUCUAACCAUAAAAGGUCCUUUUUCUCA